This is a messenger RNA of Cladophialophora immunda, 4149 nucleotides long. RefSeq lists its product as uncharacterized. Bases 212 to 4036 code for a protein of 1274 amino acids. Lineage: Eukaryota; Fungi; Ascomycota; Eurotiomycetes; Chaetothyriales; Herpotrichiellaceae. The record is from RefSeq and is a predicted model, not a curated record. The transcript is spliced from 2 exons. Gene Ontology annotation, cellular component: nucleus. Gene Ontology annotation, biological process: regulation of transcription by RNA polymerase II. Gene Ontology annotation, molecular function: RNA polymerase II-specific DNA-binding transcription factor binding.
CCUCAUUCACUGGUGCCACGGGGGCUCCUCUCCCAGGUAUAACUGGGUACUUCCAUCAUGGCCAUCCUCGAUCUGAUUCAGUUACUGAUCUCGCCACCAUGCUCGCCACCAUGCUCGACUGAUAAAUCCACUACCGUUGCCCAUAUCUCACAAGUGGUGGUGGUCGCUCGAGUCAUGUCCUCGUCCACAAUCGACCCGUCGUCAUCUCCCCAUGGACGGCGUCUCCGUCGCCAGCAGUAUUGCUGGUCUCGUCACCCUGGCGUUGCAGGUCAGCGCUACAAUCGCAAUCUACGUCAACUCCAUCAAGGAACGCGCCAACACGGUCCGGGAACUGCAUGAUGAGCUCCUGCUGUUGGGCGAAGUCCUUAGUGGACUGCGAGAUUUUCUGGAGAGCGAAAAAGUCAAGGGUCGGGCUCUUGAUACUCAGUCAGUCCUCUCCAAGGCCAUCAGAGACUGUCGGCAACGGAUGGAGCGCAUUGGCGACAGAUUGAAGCCCUCGGAUGGUGGAAAAGUUGCCCGUGCCAUUGACCAUUUGAGGUGGCCUUUCGAACAGAGGGAGGUCAUGCAGAUGGUGGAAAACCUCCGACGAUAUACCCAGACGUUUCAGUUCGCUUUCACAAUCGAAGGGUUCAACUUGUUAUCCAAGACCUCCGAAGAUGCUACCAAAGGCUUGCAAGAAAUGCUCCUAAUCUCAAAGAAGAUGAGCGAACUGUCGGCUCAGAUGGGCCGGUCUGCUGAUGAGUCCUCUAAGCUUGCCAUUCAACUUGAAGGAAUCAUUGCCCUUGUCCCGGUCCUUGCGAGAACAGCUGCUGAUGUCAAUGAGAUUUCUCAAGCCACGCGACUGGCUGAAUUGAGGGAGCAAGAGAGACGCACUACCGAUAUCUUGGACUGGCUGGCGCCUCUCUCAUCCCUCCACAAGCAUCGGGAUUUGCAAGUGCGACGAGCCGAGGGCACGGGCCGAUGGUUCCUAGAACACCCUCACUUUUCUCAGUGGGUUGACGGCGAUUCCAAACACGAUCUCCUCUGCGUUGGGGGUCCUGGUGCUGGCAAGUCUGUCCUAUGCUCCCAUGCUGUCGACUAUCUGCGCACCAAAUUCAAAGAUCACGACGUCGCUAUAGCUUUCUAUUACUACGACUACUCAGACCAACAGUCACAGAAUCCAUCCAGCUUUGCAAGAUCGCUUUUGCGCCAACUCAGUUCUCACAGCGAAGUCGUCCCUUCCGCCGUUGCCGAGUUUUAUCAACGCACGAGGAACGCUGUCAAAGACCAAACUUGGUUUCAUGACUUGCUGAACAUUAUCCGUCGCGUGGUGAGAACUUUCAGCCAUUGUUUCAUCAUAGUUGAUGCUCUUGACGAAGCCGAUGUUCAAAGCCAGCGUUCGGGGUUUUUUGAGGUUAUUGAUGCCAUCAGAAGCUCUCCUAGAGGCACAGUGAAAGUGCUUGCCACUUUGAGGCCUCAUGUUCUCAAUCUAGUGGCCAAGUUUCAUGAACCAUCGAUCAUCGAUAUCCUUGCAAACCCUGGGGAUAUUCGACAGUUUCUUGUUCAGAUGAUACAGGAGCAGCCAGAGUCCGAGUAUUUGAUGGAUGACAAGCUCAAGGAACAUGUCUUGAACACCUUAUGCACCAACGCAAAUGGCAUGUUUUUGCUGCCUGCCCUUCAGAUAAAGACAAUUCUGGAUCAGAUCACCAAAGCAGAUGUCAAGCGAGCAUUACUCCAUCUCUCAACUGACUUGACUCAUGCCUUCCAAUCAACCAUCAAGAGAAUUUCCACUCUGUCCAGUGUAAGACGCGAACUUGCAUUCAGAACAUUGAUGUGGGCAUCUCACGCCAGGAGGCCUAUGACUGUGCGGGAGUUGCAGCAUGCCAUGGCGUUGCGGCCUGAAGACCAUGAUCUGGACAAGGACAAUUUGCCUUCCGUAAGGACGCUCAUAGACUGCUGUUGCGGACUAGUUGAGGUGGACUAUGAAAGUUCAAUCAUACGUUUGGUACAUCACUCGCUUGAGGAGUACCUCCGUGACCACGACCAUGGUCUCUUCAACGAUGCCAACCUCAUCAUCACCAGGACGUGUCUUCAAUACAUGAGGCUGGAUAUAAUCAGGGACUUACCAUAUAAGAACCGAAAAGAUUUCGGGAUGGCACUGGAGGAUGUUCCAUUUUUGCAGUACGCAGCGCUCGAAUGGGGCCACCAUGCGUACAGUGUGCCCGCUGAAGAAAUAAAGGACUUGGCCCUUCCACUACUUUCGGAUAGCGCCUGCUUGAACACUAUCGCCCGAGUCCGGGACUUUCAAUCUCCUGAUCUCCGGAAAUGGAACGACAAGGCCUGGACUUGGGCUUAUUCUGGCGGUGCUGGAAUCUCGUUGGCAGCAGGAUUUGGACUUACUGAGCUUCUGAAAAUCCUGAUUGCUGCAAAUCAACAUAACCUGCAGCUUGACGCGCGCAACAUGUACGGAAGCACAGCCCUGCACGAGGCGGCUUUCUUCGGCCAUCAGGAGGUAGCGAAAAUUCUGGUUGAGAAUGGCGCCAAUCUGCUGGACACGAACUAUGGUCAGAGCACUCCAAUAUUCCUUGCAGUCUCCUACGGCCAGCUUGAGAUGGUCAAACUACUUCUCAGAUACGGACGAGAUCAGCUCGACUGUCCCGGUCCGAAGGGCUUUACAGCCUUGCAUAAGGCAGUUGAGCAAGGAGACGAAGAAAUGGUCACCAUACUGCUCCAAGAAGGAGCACUGCUAGGCGCCACUGACAACCAGGGGACGACUGCUCUGCACGUUGCUGCUUUUCGCGGCUAUCUCUCUAUCGCCGAGUCACUUGUGCGUGCCGGCGCCGUCGUCCAUGUCAAGGAUAAAGAAGGCCUCUGCCCUCUCGACUAUGCCGCCACAGGUGGCUUCACUGAUGUGGUUGCUUUUCUCCUUGAGAAUGGGGGAAGCAUGUUCCAUAAAGGCAGGGAACUAUGGACUCCUCUACACCGGGCCGCUCGAGGCGGGCACACGGAAACUGUUGCGUUCUUUCUGAAGCGAGAUGCGAACGUGCUUGCGACCGAUUUCAGGGGCACCAUCCCUUUACAUCUUGCAGUCCGAUCGGGCAACAUCGAAACCGUAAAGACGCUUCUCGAGCAGAACACCAAUCCGAACCUCAAACGCGCACAGCUCUUCGUUCAAGACCGGAAAGGGUCUACCCCACGAAUUGUCGCUUUCUUUACCGCCCACUACGAUAUCCACAAGUACCUCCGGGCCGCAGAGUGGCAAGUUCAAGGCAUCACUUCGCCCAGCAGUGCCAAUCAACUCACCACGGCCAUUGAGAGGGGCGAUCUGCCCACAGUCCGCACCCAUUUGGACAAGAACCGGGAUUCCCUCACCUCGCUCGACGAAGACGGCCAACCACCCCUCCACGUCGCGUUACAAGAAAAUCAGAAACACAUUGUGGCAUUCCUCCUUUCGCGGGGUGCCCCUGUCGAGGCGGUAGGCUACCACGGCUGGCGUGCCUUACACAUCGCUGCCUCGCUGGGGAACUUGGAGCUCGUGGAACUGUGCCUGUCGCACGGCGCACACGUCGAUACUCGGACGAACACACAACAGACGGCCUUACACAAAGCCGCCUCGUCCAAGUCUGUCGCCGUGGUUCGCCGCCUGCUGUCCGCUGGCGCGGACCCUGCGGCCGCGAACGAGCGCGGCAUGACGGCCCUGCACAUCGCCGCGCACCAGAACAGCAUCGGCAUCGUGCGCAUGCUCGUCCUGGAGUGCGGCGUCGACAUCCUGGCCCGCGACCGUCAGAGCAUGACUGCGAGCAUGUGGGCCGAGAGGUCGGCGCACCUCGACGUGUGCGCGUUCCUGAGGAGCGAAGAGCGCAAGCUCAAGCAACGCAAACGAAGCAGGGCGGUCGAGCACGUCGAGAGCCGCCCGCAAACCAGAACGGACAGUGCCGAGAGCCUCGACCUAAAAGAGGUCGGGGACGCUCUGGGCGAUGUCAACGAAGACGGCACUUCCCAGCAUCAAGAAAGCAUAGCAGGAGGUAUACAAUGUGCACAAGGUGAACAGGGAUGAAUCUUCGUUUUCUAGAUAGUGAGACAGCUAUGUAAUGGUACAGUUUAUUCGCGGAUCUAUCCGAAUGAGUCUGAGUCUGAGUCUGAGUCUGAGUCUGAGUCUGAGUCUGAAUC